Messenger RNA from Ictalurus punctatus (channel catfish), 1192 nucleotides. RefSeq lists its product as uncharacterized. The record is from RefSeq and is a predicted model, not a curated record. The coding region runs from base 123 to 914 and encodes 263 amino acids. Lineage: Eukaryota; Metazoa; Chordata; Actinopteri; Siluriformes; Ictaluridae. The transcript has 14 exons.
CACACCCACUCUGUAAAGUUUAACUGUCAGGAAACUUCUGUGUUUGUCCUCACUGAGGUGAUCUGACAACACAGAGGAUCAUUGUAAACUGUCGUUUAGUUUCUGCACAUCUCCACAGCAGGAUGAUAAACCCUGUCACUUUUCUCAUGACUCUUGCCUGUUUAAAAGAGAUGUGUUUGGACAAAAACUCCUGCCGUUACCCUUAUGGAGAAAUGCAGAUGGCUGAAUAUGCAGGCUGCAUCAUUGAGAGCUGUAGGGAAGCCCUGCACACCUGUGCUCUCCAGACUACUGGGCUCAUCAUAUUUGAAAUGAAGAAAGAGGAUCCAUCAGCGUCUGUUGAUGAUCUGGUGCAGCAGGCUAAGGCCACUGUGUUGAAGGAUCUACAGUCAUUUUUCUAUUGCAUGAAAAUGCUCAGCACUGAGGGCCCCAUCAGCGCCUCGAUGUGCUUUCUGGAAGCGAUGCUGGACGACACUCAGCAGCAUCACAACAACAGAAAGCCAGCAUUCAUGUCCAGCGAUCCAGAUUACAUGUUGUGCUGGAUCAACACAGCGGUAGAGGGGCUGAUGAGCUGCAUCGAGGACUUCGAUCUGCACACGCUGAAAACCCUGAAUAAACACUUUGCAAACAAUAACGGGUUUUUUGACUGUUUCAUGAAGAUGUUUAUUUCCUGGGGCAGAAAAUGCAUUCCAGCAUCCAUGCGGUUUUUUGGAAACGGCACACUGAGUAAAAUCGCCAACAGCUGGCCCGAAUAUACAGAAUAUGCUGAAUGUGCUGACUCGUGGAAACACUUGGCCAAAGAAUGCAUGUACAAGACCAUGAAAGACUUUGGUUCCAACCCGACCAUCUCACGCAAGAUUAAAGACUUGUACAUCUGCACCAUUCAUGAGAUGAUCUUAGCAACUGAAACGUGUUAAAAACAACGAGGACGUGACCUUCAUGUAAACCAAUCAGAGAGCAGAUAAUUAUGUCUAGUGUGAUUUGCUUUAAAAAUACUUCUACUGAUCACGUAGCGCAUUGGGUUUAAUUUACUGGGCCUGUUUAAACAUUUAAUCAUGAAUUAUUUAAUAUCUUCCUUGUGCUGGUUUCUGACUUUUUAACUUUUGGUUUUUGUCUUAUAUUUUCUGUAACUUUGUAAAUGAGGACUCGUCCUCAGUGUGUCUCCUGAGAUCGAAAUAAAUGAAAUUAAAUCACA